Messenger RNA from Rotaria socialis, 3006 nucleotides. The record is from the annotation of a GenBank genome assembly. NCBI's taxonomy places the organism in Eukaryota, Metazoa, Rotifera, Eurotatoria, Philodinida, Philodinidae.
AUGAAUAACAAUCCUCCUGAAAUAAAUUGGCCUGAAAUAACUCCUCCUCUAGCAAUAGAUCGAUUCGAUAAAUAUACUCGCAAAUCCAUAGCAUCACCUAUCGAAUACUUAGGUAUAAAUGAAACACUCUGGUUACAAUGUCGUUCAUUUGCAUUAGAUCUGUCGAAAAAAGGAUUUAUUGAUCCAGUAUCAAUACUAUAUACAUCAUUUAAACGUCUCUAUUCACCAAACAUUUCAUUACAAUCAUUUAGUCGAUGGUUACUAUUGGAUGAAUCAAAUAAAAAGGAUUUUCAAAUUAAUACUUUACUUUAUCCAACAUAUUAUAAAUUGAAUGAUAUUCUCAAAUCAUCAGAAUCAACAAAACAAAUCGAUUUUGUUAACCCCUUAACUAAUAUUGAACAGAUUUGGUUUUUACUUUCAAUAUCAAUACUUGUGCCAGCGCAUGGCUUUACAUUAACGCCUGAAAUAACGAUAUUCAAUAAUUGUUUAGCACGUUCAUCAACUCAUUGCAAAAGAUCAAAAACAUUACGCAUAACUUGUUUAUUUGCAGUAACACCUAGUGGAAAAUAUUCAAAUCAAUUAAUUAUAUGUAAAACAGGGAAAAAUUUGAAACUUGAUUAUUCAUCAACAUCAUUUACACGUAUCGUGACCACAGAUAAUGGUGAUAUAUCAUAUGAACAUAUACAACAAUGGCUUGAUGAUUUUGUUUCGUCGCCAUAUGUGACCAAGGAUAGUGCUCUUCUGAUCGAUCCACGUACAACUCUUCUAACGCCUGACUUUUUAACUUCCUGUCAAAAAUGUGAUGUAAAUAUAAUAACAACUGAACUCGAUUCAUAUUUAACACAUAUAUUAUCCCCAUUGUUUUCGUUAUUUGAUAAACAAUGGUCGGCAGCAAAUCAUGUAGAUAAAAUGCGUUGUAAACCUCUAACAGCUAUCGGACGGAUAGUUCAUGCAAUGUGGUUUACGCUUCGAACACUUAAACAAAAUGAUCAAAUAUCUAAAUUAUUCAAUCAAACAAUUUUAUGGAAAAAAAAUGAUCAACAAUAUGUGCAAUCAUUGCAAACAUCAUCACAAAAUCUUUUACCAAAGAAGAAAAAGAAAAAAACCCUAGUUAAAAUAGGCAGUAAAACAAAAUUAACUUCACAGACAAUGAUGGCAGAUCCACCUAUUGAUUCUACACCAGAACAAAUUUUAACCUACAUUCUCAAUCGACAAAUAUCAAUAUCACGUGCAAGUAAAUAUUUAGGUGGAAUGAAACUAGAUUAUUUCAAGUAUUGUCUAUCAUAUAAAAUCAAUCCAUCAUUGACGACUGGUUCAUGUCUUACACAAUUAAAUACGUUUAUGCAGUCAAAAUCAACUGUUGAUUGGUUACGCCAUUUACGUUCGUUAAAUUUUUGGCCAUGCGCUAAACAAUUAUUUUUAAGAGAGAUCUAUCAAUUAACUGGUAUAGUAACAUGUAGACGUGCAAUGAAUCUCUGCGGCAAUAUAAUGGGCUCAAUAAGGCCUUGUGAUCAACAAUCACCUGGCAGUUUUUGGCGAGCAUUUGAAGAUAUUCAUCAUAUUCAAUUGGAUAAUGAAUCAAUUAUUGAUGAUAAACAAUGGAAUGAAGAUUUUCAACAAUAUUUAAUCGAGAAUGAACUUAAUCAUGAAAAAGCUCAAUUGUGGACUAUUGAUACAUUUGAAUUUCCUUUAACGAAAAAAUCGACUAUACUUCAAUUACCUGAAUGGAAUGAAUUACGUCCAAUGAAUCUUACACCAAAAGUAACUGUAAUCUAUGCAUUUUCCAAUGAUGGUCAAUCAACUGAACCAUACUUGAUUUUUCCUAAUGCACUUCGUGAUAUUACAAUAAGUAAUGAACAAGAUUCAUUCAAUGAGUUAGGUCAUUUAACACCAUUAAUAUUUCUUUCUUGGAUUGAAAAAUGUUUCGUCAAGAAAGAUAAUACUCCCAUUGUUCUUAUAUUUUGUUCCCGUUUACCUAUUCUAUCAUCGGCAGUUUUAUCUUCACUUGAACAAAAUAAAAUCUAUCCAUUUGGAUAUCCAUCGACACGUACAUUACCAUUUCGUUACUUAUUUGAACGUCGUGUACGUAAUAAUCGUUCAACAAAUUUAAUGAGUGAAUUAUGGAAAAAGAAAUUAUUAGAUGAACAACGUACACAUGUAUUGAAAGGUUCAAAUUGUACAGUUAAAAAGAUACGAUAUUAUUUUGAACAAAUUUGGCCAAUUUUAAUCAAUGAAAAUCGAGAUGAUGAUGAUGAAAAUAAAACAUUUAAAGAUAAAUGUCAACAAGCAUUUCAACAAGCAAAUAUAGAUUUAAAAAUAAAUAUAAAUGAGAAUUUUUCUGGAAAAAAACUUAAAACAACAACAUCCGAAAAACAUCAACAGAAUACUAGUACAGCAGUUUUUGAUACAAAUCAAAUUGUUGAUGAACUUAAUCAUUUACUAAAUGUUAUUACUCAAGUUAGAGAACAAAUUAAUUCAACACAAAUUCUUAAAAUAAAAAAUAACGACUCUUCAGUUUUAUCGGUAUCAAAUGAAACUAUAGAGAAUGCUGAACUGAAUCUUCUAUCUCCAACUUCAUCUGAACAAAAUCAAACAAUAGAACCAAUCGAAACAAACGGUACUUUAAAUCUAACAGCUAAUAAUGAAAAACGACCCAGUGAUGAAAACGAUGAACCACGGUUAUCAAAACGACCACGUUUAUCAUGUUCACAAUCUCUUGAUCCAACAGUAGCAGCAGCAGCAGCAGCACCAAUGAACACAUCUUGGAUUCCACCAUCAAAACAAACAGUUAUGAAUUUGCAAUCUCAAUCAUCAUCGUUGUUUCAAUUCAUUCUAUCACUUGUACAUAUAAUAUUAACUUCAUCCGAAAGUCAUCUUACAGAUGAACACUGCGGUUGGUUACAUACAACAGUUAAUCAUUAUGAUGAUAAUAAUUAUAACAUUGACAAAUUGAAUCUUCUAAUGGAAACAGCAUGUUUAGUAGUAAAAACAGAUCUAGUCAGAUAA